Messenger RNA from Monopterus albus (swamp eel), 3083 nucleotides. It is a transcript of the gene dusp6, whose product is annotated as dual specificity phosphatase 6. The record is from RefSeq and is a predicted model, not a curated record. NCBI's taxonomy places the organism in Eukaryota, Metazoa, Chordata, Actinopteri, Synbranchiformes, Synbranchidae. Gene Ontology annotation, cellular component: cytoplasm; cytosol. Gene Ontology annotation, biological process: negative regulation of ERK1 and ERK2 cascade; peptidyl-tyrosine dephosphorylation; regulation of heart growth. Gene Ontology annotation, molecular function: MAP kinase tyrosine phosphatase activity; protein tyrosine/threonine phosphatase activity; MAP kinase tyrosine/serine/threonine phosphatase activity. Bases 594 to 1745 code for a protein of 383 amino acids. The transcript has 3 exons.
UGGCACAGCAGAGAGCGCUUCGAGACGGAGCCUGUAGAGCGUCGAUUCACACCGCAGAUAGCGGGGAAACAAGCGGCCUUCUCCGGCAGAAAUAGAGGGACAUAACCCGCAUGGUUCACAUCCACAGAACCCGUCACUACCCCGACUUUGAUCUCCAAAGAGGAAACUAGAAGUGGAAGAGCCGAUGCGCUUGGAUCCGUGGAGUUAUAUAAGGAAAAGGAAGCGUCAGCCUCGUCGCAGGGCCAGUGUGACUCAUUGAUAAAUAUUACGGGCUCUCUCCGACCAGAUACAUGAAUGAGCGCCAGUGUAUGCAGCCUGCAGUCGGAAAAUCUGUGAAGGGGACCUGAAUGCUUAUCGGUCCGUGUCGUCUCAGAGCGCACGGGACACUGAAGGAGAUUUGGAGUGAGAAGUUGUUUGUUUGGUUUAGCAUUUCGACUUUUCUCUUUUAGUGUUUUUACAUCGUUGCUUGUGCGGCCGAGGUGCAGCGGAGCGGACUGAAAUCCCAAAACAGGUUUUUGCUUGCUUGCCUCCUUGUCGCUGCAGCCAAGGAAGCGUCCCCCUUUUCCCAGACACAUUUUUACUCCUGCUUAUAAAUGCUUGACAAGCUCAAGCCCGUCGCCCAGUUCGACUCGGUAAUGGCGAUCAGCAAGACGGUGGGCUGGCUCCGGGAGCUGCUGGAGACGCGCAGGGACGGCCUGCUUGUGAUGGACUGCCGGGCCCAGGAGCUCUACGAGUCGUCACACGUCGAGACAGCCAUCAACGUGGCCAUACCGAGCCUCAUGCUCCGCCGGCUCAAGAAGGGCAACCUGCCCGUGCGCUCUUUGCUCUCCAACGGAGAGGACCGGGAGAGGUUUGCGCGGAGGUGCAAGACCGACACCAUCGUGCUGUAUGACGAGUACAGCCGCGAGUGGAACGAGAAUGUGGACGGGGGCUCCGUGUUGGGUUUACUGCUGAGGAGGAUGAAGGAUGAAGGCUACAAGGCCUAUUAUCUGGAGGGUGGCUUCAGUAAAUUCCAGGCCGAGUAUCCAGCGCUGUGUGAGACCAACCUGGAUGGCUCCUCCAGCAGCAGCUCCCCCACCGCCCAGGUGCUGGGUCUCGGCGGGCUGCGGAUCAGCUCCGACUCUUCAGACAUCGAGUCGGACAUAGAUCGGGACCCAAGCAGCGCAACAGACUCCGACGGCAGUCCGCUGUCCAACCCACAGCCCUCCUUCCCGGUGGAGAUCCUGCCCCAUCUCUACUUGGGCUGCGCCAAGGACUCCACCAACCUGGACGUGCUGGAGGAGUACGGCAUCAAGUACAUCCUCAAUGUGACUCCCAACCUGCCCAACCUAUUUGAGAAUGCAGGGGAGUUUAAGUACAAGCAGAUCCCCAUCUCAGAUCAUUGGAGCCAGAAUCUCUCCCAGUUCUUCCCUGAAGCCAUCGGCUUCAUCGAUGAAGCUCGAGGCCAGAAGUGUGGCGUCCUGGUCCACUGCUUGGCUGGCAUCAGCCGCUCAGUGACUGUGACCGUGGCCUACCUAAUGCAGAAGCUCAACCUGUCCAUGAAUGAUGCGUACGAUAUUGUGAAGAUGAAAAAGUCCAACAUCUCACCCAAUUUCAACUUCAUGGGCCAGCUCCUGGACUUUGAGCGCACACUGGGCCUGAAAAGCCCAUGCGACAAUCGCAUGGCAGCACCUAGCCAGCAGCUCUACUUCACCACCCCAACCAAUCACAACGUCUUCCAGCUGGACGCCCUAGAGUCCACGUGAGGUCCACUGUCACCACCCCUCUCCUUGCUGGAGGUAUCAUGAGCCUCCUGUUGGAAAAAUUACAAAAAGUUUCUCCUUUUCCUGUCGUCUGCUACGCAACUGGGCUUUUGAUGUUAUUGAUACAGCUGGUUUGAGGUGACAGCUGCUGAGCGUAGUUACUGGAGGCCCAAAGCUGUCUGGCCAAGCCGCAGCUGUUGUUGACUAAAUGAAGAGCGACAGCAAAAGAGACAGGAAAAAGGAAGAGAGGCAUUUAAAGAGAGCAGAUCAUUUCUGCCAUCUCGUAUGGCUGUUGGACUCCUGAGGUCUUUUAUCUUUUUGUCAUUGUCUGAGGAAACUUAAGUGAUGUGCCGGAAAGCUGUACGUUAUGCUUCAAAGUUCCCAGGCUGGUUUGCCAAAGAGACAUGAUUGUUCAGACUGGACACAUGUAAAAUCUUUUAUGUUUAGUUUGGGGUCUAGCACUGGUUCCUCCACGACCUCAGGGUGCGUUGUCUCCUUCGUCUUCUGUGAAGACUUGCCUGUGUGGGCUGAAGCACCCAGCUUUAGAUGGCACACUAUCUACUGGACUCGAUUUUACAUUUGUGAAAUCAAACAUUUAUACAUGUGUAUAUAUCUUUAUGAAAGACAAUACAGUAAAAGCCUUGCUCUAGUAUAUACCCUUUGCAACAAGUGGGUACUGAAGAUAUUUGUUUCAUAAUCUACAUUUAUGUAAGCAAACAAGCUGCAUAUUGAUCAGUAUGUUAAAGUUGAUUAUGCCAAAAAUCAAGUAGGCUUUCCAAGAGUUGUGCAAAAAUGUGUACAUGUGUAAUAUAUUUGAUAAUCACUUCUUGUGUGAGUUCAGCCGGCAGGCUUUGUUUUUGCACACACCCUUUCAUGAAUCAGUCGUCUUGGUUGUUUGCCUUACUCAGAAGGUUUUUGUUAACCUUCAGAGAAAGACACCCGGUUAUUCUCAACUCUGCUGCCUCUUAGAGGUUUUAGCCACACAAAAUUUCACAUUUUAAGCAGUUUUCAUAGCAGUUUUACAGCAUAAGCACUCAGAAUGGCCAGCUGUGGCGUGUGGAUCUCUGAAGGUUAAUGAAAGUAAUUGUGAUCUGUGCACAAGGGUUAAAAGUCUCUGACAUGUGGACAAACAGAAGACAUUGCUCGCCUUGCUUUUUCAGGGAUAACUCUGUGAAAUGCAAUUCUUAUUUGUCAAGAUGAGAGAAGAAGAAUCCUGAGCUUCAGAGGGUCUCAUUGCCCCCUGCAGAGAGAAGGCCUCUUUCCAGAGGAAGCCAUCUUGGUGACCUCUGCCACCCCUCACACACACUCCUCUCUUAUGAAUAUAAAGAAAAGAUAAGUUAU